AUGUUCAGAUCCAUUCUCGACCGAAUCGUGCUCGUCACUCGCAAAGACGUGCCUGCAGUGAUUGUAUCAGCAUCUUUUGAAAAUAUACCGCUCCAGGAGACCGAAAUCGCCCAGCUUGAGAGAGCACAAGCGUCAACACUACUCGGGACUGAUAUAUGGAGGGAUCCCUCUGGUGCGAACAGUUAUUUGUUCUACAACGAGAAUGCCUUCGAUUUAAACCUCGACUGGAUCUUCAACAAUAAUUUCGAUGCCGAGUCUGAGCUAGCCGGUCAACGGGAGCUAUGUCCCCAAGCACAAAACGCAGAGCAAUCUGAGCCUACCACUGAUACUCGUGGAAGAAAUCUACUGCACGGCACCGACACACUGAUUCUACCCGUGCCGGAUACUGUCGAGCGAUAUGACCCAGAUGAUGCUCUGGUUGAGCACGCUGCACCACUUACAACGUUUAUUCUACCAGAUUUGGUAACAUGCGGCGAGGUUGAGGAUUAUUCCCCUUUCUAUCUCAGCCAGCGCUUCGGAAAUUCGACAAGAGCAUUGAUGGAAAGUUGGAUACGUCUGCCACUGAAACAAAGCAUGUGGGAUGCUAUUUCUCUCCAAGCAUUUCCUUCCAAGGAACGACUGGAUCAAUGUAUCGACCUAUACUUCGCUCAGUUCGAUCAACAUUGCCCAGUCGUACAUCGUCCGACAUUCGACCCGGCACGGGAACCUGCGGUAACACUUGCCAUGGUCACUUUGGGGGCCUGUUUCACCAGUUUCAGUGGAGCUCCAGCUUUCUCGAAUGCACUCUCAGAGCUUGUCAGGCGACUUUUGAUUUUCAUGCCAGAACAAGAUCCUCGAUUUGUUCGUACGGAGUACUAUGUCACAGCACAGCUCUUGCAGACUGUCCAUGGCUUUUUCUGUGGCAACCGACGAAUCUUUGAGCUUGCUGAAGCCAGCCGUACGCUUCUCAUCAACCAUGGAAGACGCAUGGGACUCUUCAAUCGACGAGAGUCUUCUUGUCCUCCUCAUUGCUCUCUGGAAGAACGAUGGCACGCAUGGAUUCGAGACGAGCGAUUCAGACUGCUUGGCUGGGCCAUUUACGGUUCGGAUGCUACAGUCGGUUAUAUGCUCAACGUCAAGCCUCAGAUUUCUCUAUCUGAAACGGAUAUGGAUCUCCAGAUAUCUAGCAAGCACUGGGAAGCGCCUUCUGCACAUGCUUGGGCAGCCCUACAUCCCUGGACUCAAACUCCAAAGAAUGUGUUAUUUCAACCUCUUCUCCGAUCACUCUUUGAGAAGCCUGAAACAGUACUCACAAUUCUAAAGGAUGAACACCAUAUAAUUCCGUUUAUCUUGACACUGAUGAGGACUUUGUGGGCCAUUACAGAACUUGAAACCAAUCCGAUAAGAGACUUCUUUCUACGAGAUGAUCAAGGCGGACAGAACAGAACUACCUUGCUCAGGAUUCUAGAUCGCUUAGCAAUAUCACCCUUGUCCCAAUCAGGCCUCGAUGACUCCAGUUCGCGGACGCGAGUUGCACACCGUCUGCAAACCAUACACAUGGCUCACAUAUUAAGUGGAGGUGCUUUUACGCAAUGGCUUUAUCCAUAUCUGCGUGGUGGGUCAGAUUUCGAGGCAGCCAGCGAUAAGAAGAGCAGAUGGGCCGCUGAAGACCCUGCUCGGGUCCGCGAUCAGGCUUUCAGAUGCGCCCAGAUCAUAAGAUUGAUCCGCGAGUAUCCUUUCAAUGCCCCACAGGAAGCAUUCAACCUUUACCACGCUGCUACACUCCUAUGGUGUCUAUCUGAUAUACUCAGUGACGGGGAACCCUGGCAUUACUACACUGAAGGUGCAUCAUGUCGACUGGACCACCUUGGACACGAAGAAAGUACCGAGUCCGCCAUCGUCAAAUACUGGAUUAAGUAUGGGGAAGCACGAUACGUCUCCCUGUAUGGAGUACCAGAUCUCUUGUCACACGAUGGUCGAUUACAACUACUCCACCAAACAAGUGAGACACUUCGGACCAUGCAGGUGUGGGGUAUUGCGCAGAACUUCCUCCGAAUUGUGCUGAGACUCGCUAAGAAGGAGUCUCAAUACUGA
Exophiala bonariae is the source of this 2073-nucleotide messenger RNA. RefSeq lists its product as uncharacterized. The record is from RefSeq and is a predicted model, not a curated record. Lineage: Eukaryota; Fungi; Ascomycota; Eurotiomycetes; Chaetothyriales; Herpotrichiellaceae. The coding region runs from base 1 to 2073 and encodes 690 amino acids. Gene Ontology annotation, cellular component: chromatin. Gene Ontology annotation, molecular function: zinc ion binding; RNA polymerase II cis-regulatory region sequence-specific DNA binding; DNA-binding transcription factor activity, RNA polymerase II-specific. Gene Ontology annotation, biological process: DNA-templated transcription; regulation of transcription by RNA polymerase II. The transcript is spliced from 3 exons.